UGAAACGGAUGCGUACGCUGUUUCCCAAAUGCUUAAAUGCCAGAAGGCGAAAAGACGAAUAAUUCUGAUUUUAGUCUGUAAAAUACCACACAAAUCGCUUCAUCGUGAGAAAAGCCGCAGUUCUAAUAAUUCGCUUUAUCCCAUACUAUAGUUUUGAACUAAAAAACACAUCGAGGUUGAAGACUUUGAACGAAUAUUCUUCUUUUUUUUUUCCUUUAGUGAGAUUUAAAUUCAUAUUAUUUUGAAUUUUCUAUGAUUUUGGUUGUGGUUUCGUGAUGACUGGACUGGUUAAUCGCCAUAGUAUUCAAUCUUUACCUUUAAAAGCAUCUAGCAUUUUUGCCGAGGUAAAUGGAUUUGCCGCUCGAGUCCUGGCAACAUUGACAUACUUUAAUGACUGCGAGUAUGACAUCGAAGGGUUAUUCGUUUUCCCUCAAGACGAGAGAACUACGAUUGUGGAGUUCGAAGCGACAGUGGAAGAAAGACAUCUUUUUACAGAAAUCAAAGAGAAAACUUCUGUGGAAUACGAAAAAAGCGCCUAUCCUAUCGAAGAAAGAGAAGAUGAUUUAUUUUCCUUGAGCAUCGGUAGAAUUCCUCCACAAUGUUCAGUGUUUGUACAGGUGAGUUUGAUUACGRAACUCCUCUCGGAUCCUAAGACUCGAGGAUCUCUUUUCGUCCUUCCUUCGGUAUUUACACCAAGAUUAAGCAGCAAGGAUGAAGACGAUGAUAAUCACAACGACCGCUACGGCUCUCAAAUACUGAUCAGUGACAUUCCAAGAAAGACUCAUGAACCGUACAGUUUUGACCUUCAACUUGAGGUUGUCGCUCCAUCUCUUCUUGCUGGCUGUUCGUCGCAGACACAUGCAAUUCAAGUCGAUGCAGAUUCAAGAGCAACAAAUGCGUCUCGUAUUCACAUUACGAUAGCAGAACCACACACAUACGAUAGGGAACUAGAGGUUCUCUUACAUCUAUCCCAUCCUUAUGAUCCUUACGUACUUAUAGAAGAAGGAAAAAGAAUUCUUAGAGAUAAAGAAAACUUUACUUGUGACACGACUGACAGCGAAGACUUGAUUGAAAAUUUCGCUCAGAAACCAGCCGUUAUGAUAAACUUUACACCUCAACUGAAAUCUUUUUCCAAAACGGUGACAGAAUUCCUAUUUCUGGUUGACAGAAGUGGAAGUAUGAGUGGCAAACACAUUUUUCAGGUCAAAGAAACAUUGAUUUURUUCCUGAAAAGUUUACCAUCAAAUUCUUAUUUUAAUGUUAUUGGUUUUGGAUCGUACUAUCGGAGCUUAUUCCAAGAGAGUCAGCAAUACACUGACGAAACUUUGGAAAAAGCUAUAUCCUAUAUUCAAAAGAUGAGAGCAGAUCUUGGAGGAACGAAUCUUAUUCUCCCGCUAGAUUUCAUCUUUGAUCAGCCAAGGAAGAACGGUGUUCCACGGGUAAUAUUCAUGUUGACGGAUGGAGGAGUUUCCAAUACGCUUGACGUUGUUGAUUUAGUAAGAAAAAACUCAACUAACACAAGGUUCUACACGUUCGGGAUAGGACCUGAAGCUUGUCCUUAUUUGGUACAGAGUAUUGCAGGAUCGGGUUCUGGCAAGUCUUGGUUCCUGGCAGAGGACGAGAGGAUUCCUCCAAAGGUAAUGGAAGCACUAAAAGAGUCACUCAAGCCCGCGAUCACAGAUAUUGAGAUCAGCUGGCACCUCCCAGAAGGAUAUGAUGUCAUACAGUCUCCAUCCCAACUCCCGUUCGUGUUUGAUGGCGAGCGCUUAGUAUUGUACGGAUUAUUGUCACGCCCUCCAAGCGAAGAGAAAGAAUCUCCAAGAACGCCUCAAAGACGUCGUAUGGAUCGUACGAUGCGUUCUUUCUCUAAUAAUUCCGUUAAGGUGUUCUGGUUUGAUGAUGAUAUGGAGUACUUACCAGAGGAACAGCUUUUGUUGGAGAUUGAGGAACCAGAAAGACAAGCUGAUGAUGAUGACGAUAACUUUUUCCAAAACGAGCAAGAGUUUGGAUUUGAGAACUUUGUUGACCCCCUCGGAGUCAAUACUCGGCGUACAAUAAAUAAUAACGAGAUACAACAGAAUCGGAAAAGCAUUGACUGUCUAACAAAGCGUGCACGAAGCACGAGUCCUCCACGUGAUCACUCCUCAAUUACUACUGAAGACAGAGACUCACCAGUUGAUGUACAAGGCACGAGGUCCACACGUGAUAGUCAUGGACGUCAUAGAUCUUCCUCAUCAUCCAUGAUUGAUAAGAAUGAUGUCGUCCACAAUAUUGUGUUUGGGGACUUUUUUAAAGAUAUCAAUAAAUCAUCGGAAUCUGUGAGUAACCAAGCUAAAGACCCUGACAAUGGAAGUCAACAGAAAGAAGAAACAAACGAUGGUACUCAUCAAACUGAUGCUCAGAGCAAGAGGCAUCAAUAUGCUCUGGAGAAGGAAGGACAUGGUAAAGGGGACAUGAGCGUUGAGCAAAAAAAGUCUGAAACCAAAAAAUUGAAUAGAAGCCAUGAAAAUGAAGAUGGAAAUGCGUGCGCAUGCGACAACAAGGAGACGGCUAGCCAGGAGACAUCGCGGUAUCAUGAAAGAGAUAGCGGUGUUGGUUUCUCAAUGGAUGAUAGCGAUAAACCAUUUGAAGAGGAUCAAAGCAGCAAUGACCUCUGUUCGGAAGAAGAGAAGUCCGGAAUACGGCCACCGACUGAAGGCACAACACUAUUUCAUGAAGACCUUGAACGCUCUGAUCUAAAAUCCUAUACAGUUGUCAAAGAUAGUGACAUGCUCGGAACACUUGGUCUUCCCAAGAAUUUUGGGGCUGUUAGCAUCAAGGGGUGGGUUGGAGAUGAAGAAGUCGAACAGGUCAUCCCAUUCCCAAUCAACCGGAGCGGUGGAUCAUCAAAGCGUCCAACAAUACACCAGCUACUGGCGCGUUCGCUCAUCCGGGAACUUCAAGUUUCCGAGGAAAACCCGUCAGAGAGCAUGCGCAAGAUACUUACUAUCACUAAGCAGGCCAAAGUACACAGCAGGCUCACGGCCUUUGCUUCCGUCGAUCAGUAUUGUUUUGAAGAUGAGAUUUUGAGUGCACUUCAAUUCCCUAACAAAGAAACCAGUCCAAACCUUGGGAAGAGGAAUGUUCUCAUGUUGGAGCGCAAGUGUGGGUUUACAACUGGUCUCGGUAGGCGCUUACCAAGUCCAGAAGGAAGCGACCAGGAGUCAAUAGAAUCAGAAAGCACCGAGAUAACAAUGGGCAAUGGAGAGGAACCGGCGGAUCUUUACCGACUGGAUCGCUCGGGGACCAUUGAUAGCUGCGAUAGCAAUGUUACUAGGACCACCGCACUGUCUAGAUCGUAUCACGCUGGGCGUCAGUUCCCGCCAUUGUCGACCCGAUACGUGGUUGGAGAGAAGCAAACAACAACCAGCGUUAAUCACAAGUCAUCUGCCCUGUCAGGUCGGUUGUCGCCUGUCCUGACAAAACCUUUGAAAGACUAUCAACCUUUUGUUGAUCUGGCAAAAUUGCAGUUUAGGAAUGGAUAUUGGGAACAAGACGAAAGAUUCGCUGAAUGCGUUGGGUUGCCUUUAUUCAGCAUACAACAGGCAUCACCGCUGGCCGAUAAUACUGUAUGCGUAUCAAAAGACUUGGAAGAGCUGAUGAAGGGCUAUAAAUGCGAUUAUGGAACACAGCUUUGGGCAACUGCCUUAGGACUGGCAUGGCUUUGCCGUAACCACCGCGAUUACCAAGAUGAAUGGUUUCUUUUGGCGCGAAAGGCAGACACGUGGCUGGAAGAAUGUGAAUACCCACGUGGAUUUACACGUGCUGAUAUCAAGAAAUUAGCAUACCAAGCCCUAGUGCUCAUGCGCAGAAAGGAGUUGUCUCAAGGUUCUUCAUCUUUAUCGGAAUCUCCUCUGGAAAAAAACAUUCACUUCAAAAAAAGGUCCCAUUUGCUUUCCACAUGAACAUUCGCAAGCCUGAUGGAAACACGUGACAGGUUUGCUCCAUGCAUGUUCUCACGUCCGCAGGGAUCCCAUUCAUUACUUUUUUGUACAUUUUUUUCAAAACAUUUUUCUAUACAGAUCCUAUUUCACUAGCGAAUCACGUGACCAAUCACUUUCUAUCAUUCUUUCUAUCAGUGACCGACAUAUUUGAUAAACAUUUUCUUUAAAUCACGUGCAUAUAUACAUUUGUUGUAAAAAUAUAACAAAUAUUUUUUUAAUCUCGUGCAUAUACCGGCAUUUUUUUUCUUCUGUGGGGCGGGGAGGGCGGCGUGUACAUCUGCCAUCCAGCAUGGAAGAGCCUUAUCGCGUGAUUCGUCCCCAGACGAUAAAAUAGUAUUAACGUAAUACAAUAAGGGUUUAAUUUCUAGAUUUAAACUAGCCAAGUUAACUAUAGCCAAAUGGCCAAAAGGGGGCACAUGCGCUUAGUUAGUCGUGCUUUGAUCUAGAUCAGCAGCAAAGGGUUUCUUUUAUGGUUCGCGAUAAACGUAAACAAAUUAAAAAGCGCUAGUUGCUGUGACGUACGCUAUUGUCAUGACGACUGAUUUCAACCAGAAAUCGAUUCGUUUCAUGACACAAAAGUAACUUGACAAGAUGGUUGGCAAAUUAACAUCUCAAUGCUAAUGUUACCAACUGGCGCUAUAAUAGGUAGAAAAGGCAUUCGGAUAUUCAACCCUAACAGCUUAUUAUAUGGUAAACUUUGAGGAAUUAAAGCUGCACAAGCUAGCUGCUUAUUGUAAACACUUCUGCUUGUAAUCAAAAUAAAUUCAUUACCAUUUA
Messenger RNA from Actinia tenebrosa (Australian red waratah sea anemone), 4760 nucleotides. RefSeq names its product von Willebrand factor A domain-containing protein 5B1. The record is from RefSeq and is a predicted model, not a curated record. Lineage: Eukaryota; Metazoa; Cnidaria; Anthozoa; Actiniaria; Actiniidae.